GAGAUUAAACCCCCUUCGGUUGGCCUGCUGGGUUAAGGGACUCGCUAUAUUUUGUUAAUUGAUUUUUAUUUUAUUAACUCCUUCCUUCGAUAGCAAACGUUAAUUCUCUCACCGGUUUUGUUUAUUUAUUUAUUUAUUUUUUUUUACUCCGAAGAAAGCGAAAUUUCCGAGAUGUCUUCAAACGAAGACAGAGCCAAGGAGAUCCUGAAGGGGUUCAAACUAAACUGGAUGAAUUUGAGGGAUGCUGAGACGGGCAAGGUUCUUUGGCAAGGGACUGAAGAUCUCUCUCUUCCAGGGGUGGAGCAUGAAGCUCGAGUUCCCAAAAAGAUCUUAAAGUGCAAAGCAGUUUCCAGAGAACUGAAUUUCUCGUCGUCUGAAAAGCUGGAAAAAUUCCGUCUGGAACAAAAGGUUUUAUUUAAAGGCCAGUGUCUAGAAGAGUGGUUCUUCGAGUUUGGUUUCGUCAUUCCCAAUUCCACAAACACAUGGCAGUCUUUAAUAGAAGCAGCACCAGAGUCUCAGAUGAUGCCCGCAAACGUUUUAACUGGCAAUGUUGUCAUAGAAACGAAGUUCUACGAUGAUGACCUCCUUGUUAGUACAUCCCGGGUACGACUUUUCUAUGUCUAAAGCUGGACAUUUUUUCCCUUUCUUAUGGAAGGGGAAAAGGAAAAACAUGCAAGACUGCAAUGGUCAGAAGGGGCCAUAGGUGAAAAGAAUAUCUCUGUGACCAGGUCACAUCAAUGGGAACUUUGCAAGAACACAAAAUCCAAGCAAGUUAGCAUCACUUCAGCUUACUAAAGAUUUGACUUUUUGUAUAUAUGGGAAAUGAUGCUUAUUGCACCCAAUCUUGUAAAUUAUUUUAUUUGUAUAUUGCCCCCUUUUCUCCUAAGUUCCCUUUGCAAUGUACACUACUUUACUGUCACUUUGUAUUUAAAAAAAAUUCUUUUCCUCCAACUGUUGUGAUCAGUCAUUUUUUCUAGAUAUAACAAUGUAAAAUAGGUUGUUAAAUACUGAAUGUAAUGAUGAAUUAAAAUGUUAAUAAGUUAAAUGUUUUUUUAAUAGGUGCACAUUUUUUCCCUUUGUUUUAUACUUAGGUACCUAUUCAAAGAGCCCAGUCCCCCAUGGUUUCCCCUCUGCCGUUCCUCCAGUUGUAAUUGGUUCAGUGUCAUCUGCAAGUAGUAGAUUUCGCUGAAACGGAAAUCAAAUAAUUUGUAAUAACACUUGAAAGCCAGUUACCAAGGACAAAUGUUAUAAAUGGUUCGUUUUGGUGACUUCCCUCUAACUUCAGGCCAUGAAUUUGUAAAACGUUACACCGCUAUUUGUAGGUCUUACAAAAUGGAUUCCCUGUUCUUAUAUUGUUUCAACAAGGUCUUUUAUGUAUUAUGAAAUGCACCUUUAACUUCACCUUGUUCAGGCUUUUAUUAAAAUAUUUCGGGACUAUGGCAAAA
Molecule: messenger RNA, 1445 nt
Organism: Scleropages formosus (Asian bonytongue)
Lineage: Eukaryota; Metazoa; Chordata; Actinopteri; Osteoglossiformes; Osteoglossidae
Product: retinal rod rhodopsin-sensitive cGMP 3',5'-cyclic phosphodiesterase subunit delta-like
Exons: 5
Coding region: 172-624 (150 amino acids)
Biological process (GO): sensory perception of light stimulus
Cellular component (GO): cytoplasm
Source: RefSeq, a predicted model, not a curated record